Messenger RNA from Tarenaya hassleriana, 1657 nucleotides. RefSeq names its product pectin acetylesterase 12-like. The transcript has 12 exons. Gene Ontology annotation, biological process: cell wall organization. Gene Ontology annotation, cellular component: plant-type cell wall. NCBI's taxonomy places the organism in Eukaryota, Viridiplantae, Streptophyta, Magnoliopsida, Brassicales, Cleomaceae. Gene Ontology annotation, molecular function: pectin acetylesterase activity. The record is from RefSeq and is a predicted model, not a curated record. The coding region runs from base 241 to 1488 and encodes 415 amino acids.
GAAACUUUUUGAAAGGACCGGCAAUUACAUUCACUCACUGGUCUUCUCUCCCUCUCUCCUGAGUUUUCAGCUCAUAAAAGCUCCUUCUUUUAUUACAAAAAAAAAAUGGAAAACAAAAAGUUCAUUCUUUUUCUACAAAGAUCGAUUAUUUCUUAACUCCUUCGGCUUGGUAUUUGUUAGAGUUUCUUCCUGUCUUUCAUCUUCUUCCAGGGUUUGUAGGGAAGAGCUAGAGAGAGAGUGAUGAAGGAACUCUUGUGGGUAUGGUUUGUGGCAGGGCUUGUUUUGGGGAUGGAGACAAAUGGGUACUUAGAUUUCAAUGUGACAGAACUAGAUCGCAUUGAGGAAUUAGAGUAUGGAGUCUCCAAGUUUAGCUCCGAUCUCAAUCCAUUAAUGGUAGGACUCACCCUCAUCAGAGGAGCUGCUGCUAAAGGAGCUGUUUGUUUGGAUGGAACAUUGCCUGGAUAUCACUUACACCGUGGACAUGGAUCCGGAUCCAAUAGUUGGCUCAUUCACUUGGAGGGAGGAGGAUGGUGCAAUAACAUUAGGAACUGUGUCUACAGAAAGAAGACUCGUCGUGGAUCCUCCACGUACAUGGAGAAGCAGAUUCAGUUCACAGGAAUUCUUAGUGAUAAAGCUCAAGAAAACCCAGACUUUUUCAACUGGAACAGAGUGAAGCUACGGUACUGUGAUGGCGCUUCCUUCAGCGGGGAUAGCCAGAAUCAGGCUGCACAGCUUCAGUUCAGAGGAGAGCGUAUAUGGAGAGCUGCCAUGGACGAUCUGAUGGAGAACGGAAUGCGAUAUGCAAAACAGGCCCUUCUAUCAGGAUGCUCUGCUGGCGGUCUAGCCGCGAUUCUGCAUUGCGAUGAGUUCGGGAAUUUAUUCCCGCCAACUACCAAAGUGAAGUGCUUGAGCGAUGCGGGCUUUUUCUUGGACACACCCGAUGUUUCUGGUGGCCGUACGAUCAGGAAUUUAUACAAUGGUGUUGUACAGUUGCAGGGUGUGACGAACAACCUGCCUCGUGUAUGCACAAACCAUCUCGAUCCAACAUCGUGCUUCUUCCCUCAAAACUUGAUCAGUCAGAUCAAGACCCCGCUUUUUAUCGUCAAUGCAGCAUACGAUACAUGGCAGAUUCAAAGCAGUAUCGCACCGCCGACUGCAGAUCCUAUUGGUUAUUGGCGUGACUGCAGAUUAAACCACGGGAGAUGUACUCCGGCACAAAUCCAGUUCUUGCAAGGGUUCAGGAAUCAGAUGCUGAGGACAGUCGGAGGAUUCUUGGAGUCUAAACAAAACGGUUUGUUCAUCAACUCCUGCUUCGCUCACUGCCAAACCGAGAGGCAGGAUACGUGGUUCGCGGAUGAUUCUCCCGUUAUCCAGAAAACAGCGGUGGCCAUAGCGGUGGGAGAUUGGUAUUUCGACAGAGCAGAAGUGAAGCUGAUAGAUUGUCCGUACCCCUGUGACAAGAGUUGCCACAAUCUUGUCUUCAGAUAGAUUCUAUCUUUAUUUCCAUUUUCUUAUACGUAGAAGAAUUUCUUUGUCAUCUAAUUUUAUCCUUUUUGUAUCCGUACCAAUGCCUCAUUGGUAAAAAAAAAAAAUACAGUUCAUGUUUUCUGAAAGACAAUCAAUAAUCUCAAACGUUGUUGAAGAACUUGAAAUGAAA